This is a messenger RNA of Ascochyta rabiei, 1329 nucleotides long. RefSeq lists its product as uncharacterized. Bases 1 to 1329 code for a protein of 442 amino acids. Gene Ontology annotation, biological process: endoplasmic reticulum inheritance; septin ring assembly. The transcript has 3 exons. The record is from RefSeq and is a predicted model, not a curated record. Gene Ontology annotation, cellular component: cortical endoplasmic reticulum; endoplasmic reticulum membrane; perinuclear endoplasmic reticulum. Lineage: Eukaryota; Fungi; Ascomycota; Dothideomycetes; Pleosporales; Didymellaceae.
AUGUGGUUCGCCCGUGUGCUCUCGUCGACCUUCUUCCUCGGCGCCAUCAUCUUCACCAUCCCCCUGGCCUUUGACAUCGGCGGCCGAACUUGCGGCCUGGCUUUCUCGCUGUCGCUCAGCGUGUACUACUUCCUCUACUCGUGCCUGCGACUAGCCACCCCGGACCGCUCCCGCUUCAGAUGGUUCCUGGGUAAUGUCGUGGCUUGGGCGCAGUGGCUGGCCAUACCCGCGCUGCUGAUCUGGAGCUUGAACAAGUUCUCCAUCGACGCCACAAACAACGCCGGCUGGGUCGAGGGGACGUUUGGCGGCAGGAGGGCAGACUACAAGUCGGUGCAAGAUUGGAUCUUUGGCUCCGAGGGCCUGUUGCACAACUUCUCCAUCGGCGCAUGGGACAAGACGCUGCGGUACAGCACGCCAGCCUUCCAAAUCGCCGAGGGCUUCUGCAGCUUGUUGGUCAUCCAAGCUGCCGGUCAAAUCACAAGAUGGGUCGUGAAUCGCGAGCGCGGCGACAAUUGGAUGAUUGGGCUCCUCGUUGCGUCUGCCUCGGUCAUAUCCACCUCUGUAUACUUCCUUUGGCGCAUCACAACCUUUCCUGAGAUCAGCAACGUCGAUGCUAUCCUCAUCGGCGCUGCCAUUACGACAGCUAUUUUCCUGGCUGGCUGGGGCAUCGCAAGCGCACGCGGCAACCCAGUCGAGUCUGCGCUGCUGUUCGCAUACGUCACCCUGUGCAUCUACCAAAUCUUCACCGACUACCAGCCCACGCCCGGCUCGACAGCCGCAGAAAGCGCUGCACCGGAGCCAGCUCUGCCUCCCCUGCCCCCCAUCAUCAUGGCAUCCUACACCACUCUCCUCCACGCAUUGGGCUCGCUACCGGCUAUCAUCCACACCGGAUUCAACCUCAUGGUCGGCGCAGUCAUGACCAUCACACCCUCUGUCAUCAUAUCUCUCGCAUACCGUGUGUUCGUCAUGUACGCAGCAGCGCGUAUCAUUCCAGCCAUACGCGAGAGCGGGGCGAGGGCACUGUCGCAGGAACCCAGCCUGGAUGAUGACGACGAGACAUCAAAGAUCCUCGGCUUUCUGACUUGGUUCAGCCCCAGCAUCAUCAUCGCGGUCUAUACUAGCUUGUUGAUGCAGCACUUCGCCAGCGGUAAUGGAACGGAUGGCAGCGCGGUCACUGGCGAGUGGUGGACAAACCAGGGCGGAGACGCAGGCGGCAACAUGUGGAGGUGGAUCAACCUAGCCAUCACAAUGGGUCUGUAUGCGAUUGAACUUCAGAUAUCCAAGGCGGACGACGACGGCAGGCUCACCAGCCACUGGAAGACCGAUUGA